Messenger RNA from Myotis davidii, 2167 nucleotides. It is a transcript of the gene TXNDC2, whose product is annotated as thioredoxin domain containing 2 (spermatozoa). NCBI's taxonomy places the organism in Eukaryota, Metazoa, Chordata, Mammalia, Chiroptera, Vespertilionidae. The transcript has 2 exons. The record is from RefSeq and is a predicted model, not a curated record. Bases 1 to 1512 code for a protein of 503 amino acids.
AUGGAAAGUGAUGAAGUUGGAUCCCAGGAAGAACUGAACAUGAGACCUGACAAACAACCAGAAACACAUGAAGGUGAUCCUACUGAGAGUCCACUAUUACAGGUUCUGCCCGGCCAUGUGACUCCUCUGGCCCCAGAGUUCUUGGAUCCAGCACUCACCCAGAAAGCCUUUGCCCACGAUGUCAGCAGCAUACAGCACAUGCCUGCAGAGGACUCCAAAGUUCCACAAUCCAAGGACAUGUUUCUUCCUGAGCAGGGUGACACCAGCUCCUCAACAAAAACCAUGCAGUCCAAGAAAGGCGACACUCCCAAUUCCUCAAGGAAAAUCAUGCAGCCCAAGCAAGGCAACACAUCCGGUUCCCCGGGGAAAACGACCCUGCCUAAAGAGGGCAACAUCUUUAAUUCCUCCGGGAAAACCAUGCUUCCCAAAGAGAGUAACCCUGCUAAUUCCUCAGAAGAACCCAUCCCGCCUAAGCAGGGUGACAUCUUCAAUUUUCCAACUAAAACUAGCCCCCCUAAGCACAACAGUACUCCUAUAUCACCAGCAAAAAGCACCCUUCCUAAAGAGGGUAACACCCCUAGUUCCUCAGCAAAAACCAUCCCUUCCAAGCAAAGUGACAACCCCAGUUUCUCAAAAAAACUUAUCUUACCCAAGAAGGACAACACCCCCAAGCUAUCAGAAAAAAACAUUUCACCUAAGCCGAGUGACACCUCCAAAUCUCCAGAAGAAACCAUUCACCCUAAGCAGGGCAACACUCCCAAGCUAUCAGCAAAAUCCAUUUCAUUCAAGCCGGGUGACACCUCCAAAUCGCCAAAAGAAACGAUUCAGCAAAAGCCAGGCAGCACUCCCAAGCUAUCAGAAAAGAACAUUUCACCCAAGCAGGGUGACACCUCCAGAUCUCCAGAAGAAACCAUCCAGCCCGAGGAGGACCACACCCCCAAGUCCUCAGAAAAAGCCAUCCAGCUCAAGGAGAGUGACACCCCCAAGUCCUCAGAGAAGAAAGCCAUCCAGCCCAAGGAGGGUGACACUCCCAAGCCCUCAGAGAAGAAAGCCAUCCAGCCCAAGGAGGGUGACACCCCCAAGCCCUCAGAAGAAGCCAUCCAGCCCAAGGAAGACAAGUCCUCAGAGAAAGCCAUCCAGCCUGCGGAGGGUGACAUCUCAGCAGAAGAAACAGGGGAGCUCCUGACGUUCGAUUUGGUGAAAGUGAUCCUGAGCAAAGAGGAUUUUGAGCUGGCGCUCAAGGAGGCAGGGGAGAGGCUGGUGGCCGUGGUCUUCUCAGCCACGUGGUGUAUGCCUUGCAGGACCAUCAAACCCCUUUAUUGUUCCCUGUCUGUGAAGCACGAGGAUGUAGUGUUCCUGCAAGUAGAUGUUGAUGACUGUGAGGAGCUAGUGCAAGACCGUGGGAUCAUUCAUGUCCCGACCUUUCAGUUUUAUAAAAGAGAAGAAAAGGUGAGUGAAUUUUGUGGUGCCCUUAAGGAAGACCUUGAAACAAUCAUUGCAGAAUUAAAAUAGUGCAUUCUGAAAGCAUUACAGAGAGUCAGUUGUUCAUGGCGUAUGAUUUUUUUUUAUUAACAAAAAAGAAGUGUAACGAAAGUGUAUGUCCAAAUGAUACCCACUUAUAAAUAAUAAAUGUUAACUCUAUCCAUGUCAAAAACUAGUCAAAGCCCUAAAGCAUAAUGUGACCAUAUUUUUCUUAAUAGAAAACUGUGAUAUUAGAAUUUCCUUUGGUGGAUAUUGGAAGUCCAGUUGUCCCCUACUUUUUUAUCUUGAUUUUUUUUCCCCACUCACCCUUGAAAAUUCCUCAUUUCCUGUUAGCAGAGACAUUGGACAUUUAGACAAUUCUCUAGAAGUACAUGAUUUAAAGAUGAGUAGAAACUUCUUAUGUUCACAUAUCUUUGGGAUUUCUGAUAAGAUAUUUUUUGCAAAUACAGAAUCUGAGUCACAUACUAUAUCUAACCUUUUUCUUGUGAGGGGAGUGCUAUGGAGCCCCCAGGAAAUUCCAUGGGCUUGCCAGCCCCGAUUCAUUGGUGGCAGAACUGACACCAAGGCCAUGCUUCCAGAUUUCAAGUCCAGACCUCUGUUUUACUAAACAGUGCCCACAAAGUCUGAGACAGAGCUCAGAACUCUGGUUUCUCGGGCCAAGAGCUUUAUUAUUCAGGUUUAAGUU